UGCCUAAGGAAGACCUCACUCGGUUGGCUCUUGCAGGCGGAAGGGGCGGGGCGACCGGCGGCGGCGAGCGGACGGGGGCGGGCCUGUAAGAGGGGAUCAAUGGCGGCGCGCUGGGCCGGGUUGUGUCUCUCGCUGUGACGGAUCGGCGGCCGCGGACGGGCUGUUCCACAAUGGAUGGGGGAGAUGGUACUGCUGACCUUGUGAUUAACAAGAGGUUUGUGUCUGAAGCGGAGUUAGAGGAGCGACGAAAGAGAAGGCAAGAGGAGUGGGAAAAGGUCCGAAAACCUGAGGAUCCAAAAGAAUGCCCAGAGGAGGCGUAUGACCCACGCUCGUUGUAUGAAAGACUUCAGGAACAGAGAGAAAAGAAGCAGCAGGAGUUUGAGGAGCAAUUUAAAUUCAAAAAUAUGGUAAGAGGCUUAGAUGAAGAUGAGACUAAUUUCCUUGAUGAGGUUUCUCGGCAGCAAGAGCUACUAGAAAAGCAGCGAAGAGAGGAAGAGCUGAAAGAACUAAAUGAAUACAGAAGCACUCUCACCAAAGUGGGAGUCAGUAUGGACCCAAAGAAGGAAACUGAGAAGAAAUUGCCCAUGAAGUCAGUGGAAAACAAGAACAAAUUCUCUCAGGCAAAGCUGUUGGCAGGAGCCGUGAAACACAGAAGUUCAGAUGGUGGUAACAGUGUGAAGAGGUUGAAACUAGAUACUGAUCAUGACGAAAAGAAUCAAGAAAAACCGUCCUGUGUUCCCCUGGGGAGCAGCUCCGUGGGAGGCUCCACGGUCCACUGUCCCUCGGCAGCUGUGUGCAUUGGGAUCCUGCCCGGCCUGGGCGCCUACUCGGGAAGCAGCGAUUCCGAGUCCAGCUCGGAUAGCGAAGGCACCAUUAAUUCCACUGGAAAGAUCGUCUCUUCUGUCUUUCGUAGCAACAGUUUCUUUGAUGGUCCAUAACAAAAUCCCUCCGUGUGUAAUGUAGUGCAGAGUAUCUUCCAAAGCCCUGAUGAUGGAUGCUUGAUGCAUCCUUCUGCCCCAAAUAUAAUCUUUCUAGCUAACCUCUCAACUUUAAUACACUCAGAUACUCCUAAAAUAACUCAUAUCUUUUUUUUCUUCCCCCAACUUUCUGGGGUGCAUACUGAGCCUGGAAGAAAGGCUGCCAUCCUAAACCAGAAGGCACACCUGCCAAGGUAUUGAAGGUCUGAGGGUAGGGAGGAGAGAUCUUUAUCUUUUAAAAUUCUCACAGGAAGAAAGAAUUCUGGUGAUCUUAGAAGUUUAUACAAGACUAACAGGCAAAAAAUACUCACUCCAAGCGGUGAAGUUUUGUAGAAACAGCCAUGUGUUCUGUUUUAAAAUGUCAUUUUGUUCUGUAUUGGAGAAAUGGGGGCAGAACAAGAAUCAAGCAGAUGGUGAAGUGUAGAUUGCUAUGACACUGUAAAGAAGUUUUAGUGUUACAUGAUUAAAGACAUUCUGAAUGCA
Molecule: messenger RNA, 1460 nt
Organism: Columba livia (rock pigeon)
Lineage: Eukaryota; Metazoa; Chordata; Aves; Columbiformes; Columbidae
Gene: PSME3IP1
Product: proteasome activator subunit 3 interacting protein 1
Exons: 7
Coding region: 171-938 (255 amino acids)
Cellular component (GO): nucleus
Source: RefSeq, a predicted model, not a curated record